Messenger RNA from Beta vulgaris subsp. vulgaris (sugar beet), 2303 nucleotides. RefSeq lists its product as hypothetical. Bases 637 to 1974 code for a protein of 445 amino acids. The record is from RefSeq and is a predicted model, not a curated record. Gene Ontology annotation, cellular component: plasma membrane. NCBI's taxonomy places the organism in Eukaryota, Viridiplantae, Streptophyta, Magnoliopsida, Caryophyllales, Amaranthaceae. The transcript has 8 exons.
UAUUAUAUUUUUUGGUGUCAAUUAUAAUAACUUUAUGAGUACAUUAAUUAAUGAUCUAAGAAAAACAUCCCCAAACAUGGAUCUAUAAUCUAUUCUAUCACUUACUCAUAGAAGAAAAAGAAAAAUACAAAAACUAUCACUUGAAAGAGGGGCAGGCAAUUAAUGGCAGCAUUUAAUGAGACAAUGGUUUUGUAUAUGAGUUAGCGCACCUCAUUAUUUCACCCUCUAGUCUGUAGUCUCUACCUUCUCUUUCUCUCUCUUUCCUGCCUUUUUCCUGUGAUUUUGAGUAUAAAAAAUUUAUGUAAAAUUGGAAAUUUGAGGUCCCCAAUUUUCUUCCAGCAUGAAACAGCUAAGCUAAAUUUUGCUGAAAUUUCAGUUACCCCACUUUCAUUGUGUUGUGUACUCUCCAUCUGCUAAAACCCUUCUCUUCCUGUAAAACUCAUUCAUGGCUUCUCUUUCUCUCUCUUAGUUCAAUUGUUUCACACUUUAAUUUAGGGGAAGAACUUCAAUUCAAUCCCUAUUUGACAGUAACUUUCUUUGAAAAAAACUCUUUUUAAUGCUUUGGGUACCUCUCAAUUCCUGUUAUUUUGCUCCUUUUGGCAUCUUUCUUGUGUUUUUAGCAGUUGUUGGGCAGGAAUGAGAGGAGGGUUCUCCACUAAUCUCAUCAAGUUUCAAUUUUUAAGCUCAGUUCUACUAUUAUAUUAUGUCAGUGAAUUAUACAGCGCCCCUUUGAGUUAUUUCGGAGAUCCUGUUCCGGAUGGAGGUGACUUCAUUCCAAUGUCACCAAAAGGGGCUCCUCAGCCUCUUAUACCAUUUUUAGCACCGUCCCCUUUGACUCCAUUUACAAAUAGUACCAUUCCUAAAUUAUCAGGAGUAUGUCCUUUUAACUUCACAGCUGCUGAUAGUAUAUUGGGAAUUACAGCAACCGAUUGCUUUACUGCAUUUGCUCCAUACCUGGCUAAUGUCGUAUGUUGCCCCCAACUGCAUGCCACCUUGGUUAUUCUUAUAGGUCAGUCCAGCAAAGAUACUAUGUUGCUUGCCCUGAAUGAAACACUUUCAAAGCAAUGCCUGUCUGACGUUAAUCAAGUAUUGGCGAGUCAGGGUGCAAAUGACAAUCUUCAAGAGAUAUGCAAAGUUCGAGCAUCCAAUCUAACUGAAGGUUCUUGUCCUGUCAAAGAUGUUAGUGAAUUUGAGACAACUGUGGACACUUCUAAGCUUCUGACCUAUUGUCAGAAGAUUGAUCUAGUCAGUGAAUGCUGCUCUCAAACUUGUCAGAACGCUGUAUCAGAAGCUGCUAGAAAUAUCAGCUCAAAGCUAGGUGAUCUCACUGAUGUUCCUCAGCUUUCAGAUAUUGUUGAAGAUUGUCAAAGUAUUGUUUUACGGUGGCUGGCUAGUAAACUUAAUCCUUCCCGUGCAAAGGAAGUUAUGAGAGGGUUGUCAAAUUGCAAUAUCAACAAAGUGUGCCCUUUAGCUUUCCCUGACACGAGACAUGUAUCAAAGAAGUGUGCAAAUCUAAUAAACAACCACACAGUAUGUUGUAGUGCCAUAGAGAACUACAUGAGUCACUUGCAGAAUCAGAGCUUCAUCACCAACUUGCAAGCACUCAAUUGUGCUGCUUCACUUGGAAUGAAGCUGCAAAGAGAGAAUGUUACCACAAAUGUUUACAAUCUUUGCCACGUGAGCCUCAAACAAUUCUCAGUCCAAGCUGGAACACAAGAAUCUGGAUGUCUUCUACAGAGCUUGCCUUCGGAUGUUACAUUUGACAAGACAUCAGGGAUAACUUUCCUCUGUGAUCUGAAUGACAACAUCCCGGCUCCAUGGCCCUCUGCACUUCAGUUGCCAGCUUCUUCUUGCAACAAAACUGUAAACAUUCCUGCACUUCCUGCAGCAGCUUCUGGGGAAAUUGGACGGCAUAUCAAGCAUCAUAGGAAUUACUUGCUAAUGGUGCUCUCAUUCGUACUAGUUCUUUAUUGAGCUUGUCUUGGCUCCAAAGGAAAGCAUAGUUGUUUGUACAUCGAAGAAAAGUGCAGAUAAAAUUUGAAGAAAAUACAGUUCAUCCGGGAGCAAGUUAUACGUGAUGUUCGUUCGAAUAUCCUCUCGAGUAUACCCAGUAACAGUACUGGGUUGAUUAAAUGUUCAUUUCUAGUUGUUUGUGAUAGCGAUAUUCUUCAAAAGAUUUUGUAUAGGAAGUCUCAGAAAUACAUGAAAUUAUUUGUGUUGUAAACAAUCGUAAUACUUCUAUUGAAUAGUGUAACUCACCUGUAUAUUUGGUAUGUCUGAAAAGGGUAUGUUCAGUUCUUUCA